AUAAUCUUUGGCUGUAUUUGCAGCAGCACCUAGUAUUUUGUGAGAAGAAGCAAGCGGAGAGGGAGAUUUGAGAGUCCGUAAUAUUCCAUUUUUGUUACCUGAACCACCCCCUCCCUCCCUCCCUCUCACUUUUCUCUCUCUCUGUGUUGUUGCCCUCGACAAGCGUCUUUUUCUCUUCUUCUGGAGAUAAUCCCGGAGAUUUUCCGGGAAAGUUCGGGCUCAUACCAACAGAAACCACGUUAUUUGUUUCUGUAGGUUAUUGAAUUCCCCGAGUUAAAUCAUGGCGAAGAAACCCGGGUCCUUGGAAUACUGGAGGAAUUACUUUCGGACUGCGAAUUCUGACAUUUUCGACAUAAUCGACCAUGCGAUCAUGGUGGCGUCUUCGGAUUGCCCCAAGGAGUUCAGGUUGCGGAGAGAUCGAAUCGCCGAGAGGCUUUUCUCGUGCAGAUUGACGCGGUGUUCGGGUUGCGACCGGGUCGAGUUGGCGGUGCCCGGUAGUGAAGAAGAAAAGGAAGAUGAUGAUGAUGGAAAUUGUAAGAAUAGCGGGUUUGGUAGAGAUGGGUGUGCUUUUGAGGCUGGGGCUAGCAAGGAGAGCAAGGUGAAUAGCAGUAGAGAUGAUCAAGGAGAGAUGAACAUGAACCAGGUUAGCACUUACAGCUAUGGAGAAGCUGAGGCAUUGACUGAUGAGAUCGAGGAAGAGUCUCGGAUUGUUGGUGAGGUCUUGAGGAUCAAAGAGAUUCUUUAUAGCAGUGAAGAAGAGUCUGAUUCAAUCUUGUUUGAAUCGUUGAGGAGGCUUCAGUUGAUGGCUCUGACCAUGGAUACUCUGAAGGCAACUGAGAUAGGAAAGGCUGUCAAUAGGCUUCGGAAGCAUGCAUCAAAGCAGAUUCGUCACCUUGCACGGACUCUUAUCGAUGGUUGGAAAGACAUGGUAGAUGAAUGGGUCAGUGCUACAGCUCCAGCUGUCGAGGGUAUUGGAGCUGUGUCGGGUUCGGGAGGUACCCCGGAUUCUGUAAAUCCGUCUGUUGUCGACGAAUAUGAGGGUCUUCCAUCUCCUCCUCUGGAUGGACUUUUCUUUGCUACUCAACCCACUUCAAUAGAGCUCUCACAGUUCUUUGAUGGCAUGGAUGAUGAUGGAAAUCCUCGAAACAGUGGGGAAUUCAGCAAGAAUCGUGAUUAUGGAAGAAAACCAAUGCAAGAGUGUCAAAAUAAUACAAAGCGGAAACAGCAGACACCCAAUGUAGCAAAUGUGCUGGCCAAGGACAACAAGAGUCAUCAAGUGAAGAAACAGGAAGUCGUCCUGAAGCCAAAUAAGCCUUCAAACACUGAUUAUGGGCCUGGAAGACCUCCCAAAAUAAGUACAGAGCAAAUGGUCAGUGAUGAGACAAAGUCCAAGCUAAAAUCUGAUAAGGUUACUAUCCAGAAGAGGCCAGUGACUGGUCAGCAGGAUAAAUUCAAGUGUUCAGAUGAGGUUGCAGUCCAAGUGAAACUUGAAGCUACAAAGAGGAAACUUCAGGAGCGUUAUCAACAAGCUGAGAAUGCUAAGAGGCAGCGGACGAUACAGGUUAUGGAGUUGCAUGAUCUACCUAAGCAGGGGCUUGGCCAUAGAAAUCCACAUGUAAAGCCCGGGAACCAAAACCGGCAUUGGUCACAUGGACGACGCUAGGGGUUAUAUUUUAAUCCCAAAAGCAACUAGGCCAUUCACGUUUCUUCCAUGAUGAAGUUGGUGGGAAGAACCCUAACAACUCAUGCAAAUUCUGGCUUGACCUACCUGAGCAUCAACAAUGACAAAUUCAUUCCCCAUUGCUGCUGGAGGGCCCAAGUCUGAUUUGGAGGGAAAUCAACGGUUGAAAACUUCUUUUUUGCUAAAUUGAAUAGAUUAAGGUAUAUAGACUUCUGUCAAAGGACAAGGAGGCGGUUAUAGCUUAUGACUCUGAACUGAGUCCUGAGAUGAAUGUAUGUAGAGAACCUUGAUCUGCACUUGUUUAUUUACACCAUGGGUUGUUUUAGCUAGUUUGCACAGAAUAAGUGCAUUUUCAUAAGCUCUUUCCUGUAUGUAAACUUUUGGGGGAAUUUAUAGAUAAAGAGGGUGAAUGUUCAUGCAGAUUGCACAAAUUUUAUGUUU
Messenger RNA from Juglans regia (Persian walnut), 2122 nucleotides. Its product is annotated as probable mediator of RNA polymerase II transcription subunit 26b. The transcript is spliced from 10 exons. The record is from RefSeq and is a predicted model, not a curated record. Gene Ontology annotation, cellular component: nucleus. The coding region runs from base 281 to 1663 and encodes 460 amino acids. NCBI's taxonomy places the organism in Eukaryota, Viridiplantae, Streptophyta, Magnoliopsida, Fagales, Juglandaceae.